AAGGAGUAUGAUUUGAAAUCAGUUUAUUUAAAAACUGUGUAAACAUUGUCAGUAACAGAUCCGUCUUUUUAAAGAGAUAAUGUCAACAGAUAAAAUUAAGAAAUUAUUGCUAAAACGCCGACUAUUAUUUUGAAAGCUGUAAGCGGAAAUGUCUUUCUGGGAAGCUUGACGAUAAAUGUAGUUAGAUUCCUCUUCGUUCUGUGACAGCCUAAUGUCGUUCGUGUUUGUUUCAUUUUUUGAUUUUCCCGUCACAUUUUGGUCCUGCUCUCUGUUCCCCAUGAUGCCCGUCGUCCCCGUCCUGUCCGCCGUCUCUCUGGCGCUGCUGUCUCUUUGUCCAACAGCCCUGUCUGCGCGUAGAGACGUGCUCGAGCUCGGGGACGCGGACUUCGACUACCUGGCAACGGAGCACGAGACCAUGCUGGUGAAGUUCUACGCUCCAUGGUGCGGCCACUGUAAGAAACUGGCUCCAGAGUUUGAAAAAGCAGCAAGUCGGCUGAAAGGACUCGUUCAGUUGGCCAAGGUGGACUGCACUGCUAACUCGGACACCUGUGGUCGUUUUGGUGUUACUGGGUAUCCUACUCUGAAGAUCUUCAGGUCUGGCAAGGACUCUGCUCCCUAUGAUGGGCCUCGCACUGCAAAUGGGAUCUACAACUACAUGAAGAAGCAGACUGGUCCAGACUCGGUCCACCUGAAGAGUAAAGAAGACCUCCAGAACUUCGUCAACAACUAUGAUGCCAGCAUUGUUGGUGUUUUCUCAGGUACUGAAGCCUUGCGUCUGGCUGAGUUUCUGAAGGCAGCCAGUCUGUUGAGAGAACAGUUCAGAUUUGCUCACAUCACUGAUCUGCAGAUCUCUGAGGAGCACACUCAAACCGAGAGCGUGUUACUCUUCAGACCUCCAAGACUGUCCAACGCGUUUGAGGACAGUGUCGUGGUCUUCAAAGAUUAUUUGACCAUCAGCUCUCUGAGACGCUUCAUCAGAGAUCACAUCUAUGGUCUGUGUCCUCACAUGACUGUGGAGAACAGAGAUCGUCUCAGGGUUCGUGACUUGCUGACGGCAUACUACGACCUAGACUAUCAUCACAAUGUCAGAGGGUCCAACUACUGGAGGAACAGGGUGAUGAAGGUAGCAUCCAAAUACGCUGGGCGUGGCCUAAUGUUCUCAGUAGCCAAUAAGGGGGACUUCCAAGCUGAGCUGGAGGACGACUACGGUCUAGGAACGUCAGAUGGAGUCGAGUUACCGUUUGUCACGAUCCGGACCAAGCUGGGCCACAAGUACACCAUGAGGGAGGAGUUCACGAGGGAUGGUCAGUCACUAGAGAGGUUUCUGGAGGAUUAUUUUGCAGGUCGUCUCAAACGUUACAUCAGAUCAGAACCAGUACCUGAGAAGAACACUGCUCCUGUCAAGGCUGUUGUUGCUGAGUCGUUUGAUGAAAUUGUUAAUGAUCCAGAUAAGGAUGUUCUGAUCCAGUUUUACUCUCCAUCGUGUCCACACUGCAAAAGGCUGGAACCAGUUUACAGAGAGCUGGCAGAAACGUUGUAUUCUGACACAAACAUCGUCAUCGCCAAGAUGAAUGCCGUCGAAAACGACGUCCCACUGGGAUAUGAUGUCCAAGGCUUUCCAACUAUUUAUUUUGCUCCAGUGGGUAAAAAAGACGAUCCUGUUCGAUACCAGGGCACUCGAGAGCUGAAAGACUUCUUGAAGUUCCUGAAACGCGAGGCAAGUCACAAUCUUGUGCUCCCUGGGUUUAAGGACGAACUGUGACACUUGUUCACCCACCGAUUUUAAGCGAAAGAGAAUAAAACACUCUGUCAGUGACAGACACAUCAAGGGACAAGACCAGUUCUGCUCUUUUUGAUGGACCUGAUGCAGAAUCAGUCUGAACUUCCACAGGUCCACUGAGAUCUCUUUAUGCCCCGAAUCCCCACCUUACUUGUUAUAUUGCCUCACUAGAUGAAUUAAUUGAUUGAUUAUUCAUUUAUUUAUAGAACCAUCUCUUAUGCAAUGAGUUAAUUUGUAUUUUAAGCAACGUUGUAAUGCAUAUGUUACAAUAUUUAUCAUAUGUGAUUUGUAUAUGGUGCUUUGCUGUAUUUAUGUAUUUAUUUCUAAUUUAUUAGAGACUAAGCCUUGUGAUGAACUAAGAGAAGUGUUGAUACUGUUGAAGAAAUCUGCUCUGAGCCUUUUUCCUCUCAGUGAAGCUCUGCUGGGACUGUUUAAUAAAUUCUUAAUUCACAUCUGACUGUUGAUUAAGAGUUUGUGUUGUUCUAAAUAGAUUAUGGUAUGGAGCUGUCUAGGUUUGCUUUAAAAUCUGAUUUACUAUUAUUUUUUUAUUAUUAAAUGCAAAGAUAUGUU
Molecule: messenger RNA, 2350 nt
Organism: Girardinichthys multiradiatus
Lineage: Eukaryota; Metazoa; Chordata; Actinopteri; Cyprinodontiformes; Goodeidae
Gene: pdia8
Product: protein disulfide isomerase family A, member 8
Exons: 13
Coding region: 212-1762 (516 amino acids)
Biological process (GO): protein folding; response to endoplasmic reticulum stress
Cellular component (GO): cell surface; endoplasmic reticulum
Molecular function (GO): protein disulfide isomerase activity
Source: RefSeq, a predicted model, not a curated record